GAUCAUUAUGAGCAUAAAUUUUAUAUAUUUUCAUACACUCAAUACUCAUGCAUUAUUUAAUGCAACUUAGGAAAAAUCACGUGGUGGUGUUAUGGAAUCCCAUUGUUAUGGAAUUAAUUUCCAAAUUCCACAAUGUGAGUGCGUGCUUAGAAACCGCCGUCGCUUAGCAACCGGCAGUAAGUGAAUGACUGUAACUCAACACAGCUUGAACAUAUGCACGAUAAGAUGUUCACGAAUUGAGGAAAGAAAAUGUAUCAAUGUGCCGAGAUCUGCUUUCCACGAAAGAAAAGAGUUCCUGAAAGUUUUCACUCGAACACGUACAGGAUCUUUGAUGAGAAUGCACCUGAGAGACUGGAUUCCUUCAAAGUCUAUAAGGACCAUAUAUUUCCGAGUAGAAGCGCGGAGGAAAUUAAUCUGUAUAAGACGCAUAAUAACCCCCAGCCUCACAAUGUCAAGUUCAUAAGGACCAAUGUGAGGUGGCUAAAUGCACCUAUUUCACAUAUGGAAACAAAGAGCACCGAGGCUGAUCAGUCUCAUUGGUGGCCAAACGGAUGUGAUCAGGGCGUGACCCCCAAAGCCCCUUACAGUCGAGACAGCAUUCAGAGGAGGGACUUCCAGGCCCCCCCGCACAGCUCCACACGCUGCACCAGGGGGGGCUGUAACCCCCACACCAUGGCAGCCUCUGCCAUUGUUCCAUCGCUGGGUACUGUAGACGAGCAGAAGGUGCUGCAGGAGAGCAUGUCCUUCAUUCACCAGUAUAACUCCCGGAGACUGAAAGACCAGCCGUACCAGGGAAAGCGGCACGGAGCCUUUGUGUGGAGGGAGGUGCCGCCGCCGAAUCACUGGUCUCGCCCCGGGGGUCCCACAGGAGGAGGCGUGUUCCUGCGCUCCGAGCCGUCACAUUCGCCGGGGAGAGGAGGAAACGCCAUGACCUCACCGCAGCUGGGCCCGCACCCCGCCCCCAGGCUGCCGUGGGACAGCGACAGGGCUCUCCCUGCGAACGGGACGCCUCCCCAAACCUCGCCCAGCCAGCGCUUCAGGACGAGUGGUCCCCUGAGCGAGGGACCAUCGGCCAAGCAAGUCUCCUCAGAUCGGGCCUCAGGCGCAGCGGCACUGAAACAGCGGGACAGGGUCCGUAGUUUGGACACCUGCCCUGCUUCCCUGCCCACUCUCCGACAUGGGGGCAGAAACAGCCUUCCCUAAACCCCCCAGCACCCCGAAUCCAGCUAACAUCAACAUCUCGGGCCUUUAGCAGACACUAAUUCAGAGUGACUUGCGCAGCAUAGCAUUGUCCAUCAUGUACAUUUACACAGCGGGAUAUGCACUGAUGCAGCUCAGCUUAAGAAACUUGCUCAAGGAUGCAGGGGGCAAUGCCACACAUUAGGAUGGAACCUGCAAUCCCUGAGGUACAAAAACAGUUCCUGAACCACUAAACAACAUUAACCUUCCGCCUUACGCCAUUCGGCAUCUCUGUCCGAAACUGACUCCCCCUCCUGUCCUCACCAGCUGGGUUGUUUUCCUAUCGGAUCGAUUAUUCAGAUGGAAUGAUUCAGCAUUUUAACAGCACUCUUAUCUCCUUUGAGGAUGACCACAGUCUCCCCCCAGAUGCUCGAUUUCCCCCUUAAAUUAAAGUUAGUUAGAUUGGAUUCCACUACAAAUUCAGCAAUUCUUCAUCAUUCAGAAGAGGGAACUUAUCAUUGGUUUAUUAGCAGAGCACGUCCCCAGAGUAUGGCAGACUAAAAUCACAUCAGAGUAUCAAGCUGGUCAUGCUCACACUACCGUAUGGUUAUGAGCAGCCUGGACAUGCUCGUAGUAUUCUAAGUUUAUAAGCAACCUGGUCAGUGUAAGUUCAGGAGCAAACUGGUCAGGCUCAUAGUACCUUAAGGUUAUGAGCAGCCUGGUCAGUAUAAGCUCAUGAGCAGCCUGGUCAGGCUCAUAGUACCAUAAAGUUAUGAACAGCCUGGUCAGGCUCAUAGUACCAUAAAAUUAUGAACAGCCUGGUCAGGCUGAUAGUACCGUAAUGGUAUGAGCCUGACAAGUGAGUCCAGAAUGACUAUGCAAUUUGCUGUCUUUAAUUGAACUGGAGCCCUACUUCAAUUGAUAUGUUGUAAAACAGGGAUCCUUUAAAACAAUGGCUUCUGUUUAGCUGUUUUCUUUUUCAGGACUGAGAAACACAUUAAUAAAUGGUCAGAGUUAAAAAUGACAAAGUCUCUGCAGCAGGGUCAGCAAAGACAGGGAAUCAAAUGAACCUGGUGAGAAGUAAUCCAAAAACAAAAUGAAGGUCCAACAAAAUGAAUUCUGCUCUUUCAUCUGCAGUGCUUCAAUCUUAAUUUUCUGCUUGUUUCAAAAUUAAAAUGUAAGGAAACACCAUAAAUAUUAUUAUUUACUAUUUAUCUUGGUUGGAGUACCUUCUCCAGUUGUUUGGAAUUCUUGCAGUUAAAUAAACUGUUGAAGAAACA
Molecule: messenger RNA, 2459 nt
Organism: Anguilla rostrata (American eel)
Lineage: Eukaryota; Metazoa; Chordata; Actinopteri; Anguilliformes; Anguillidae
Exons: 5
Coding region: 250-1203 (317 amino acids)
Source: RefSeq, a predicted model, not a curated record